Mercenaria mercenaria is the source of this 1566-nucleotide messenger RNA. Its product is annotated as proteoglycan 4-like. The transcript is spliced from 4 exons. The record is from RefSeq and is a predicted model, not a curated record. Lineage: Eukaryota; Metazoa; Mollusca; Bivalvia; Venerida; Veneridae. Bases 1 to 1566 code for a protein of 521 amino acids.
AUGGUUGAUGAGUUAAGUGCUAAAAUAAAACGUCUCAAAAAAGAAAGGAAAGAAGAAAUGAAUUUAUGUGAUGAGCGAGCACUAACUUCGGAACAACAAGAAAUAACAAGAGCAACUAAAACAGAGACAGGACUCCAAGAAUCAGUUAAAGAAACUAAAAGCUCUGAAACAAAACUUGAAGGUGCAGCAUUAUUGGUUUCUGAUAGCUAUCAUAAUGACAGGUAUACCGAGCCGGGAACAUGCAGCGAUCAAAAAGAAUCGAACAAUUCAAAGCUAAUUUCUGUAGAAAUACUCUCUGAUACUAAAAAUGCAAACAGAACAGAUCUUACUAGUUUACAUGAUGAAGAAAAUAAACGCGAUACGGAAACAAAUAUUACAACUGUGACAGAGAGAGAUACACAGGAGAAGAUGGGUGCAAAUUUUGAUACAAAAUCGAAUCAUUGUAAUGAAUCAAAUUCGAAUAACAUUCCAACAAACGCAAAGGCUUCUAAGAGAAAAUCUUCGAUUGCUACUAGAUCAAUGGAGGAUGACCGAAAUACAAGAGUAUUGCAUCCAAACACUUCUACAACGGUUGGCAGUAGUAAAUGUCAAAAUACCAUGGAAACUUCUGAUCCAGGAUUUAAAAAUAAUGAAUCAACUCUCAUAGUUAAAAACACAAAUGAUAAAUCAAAGCAGUACAGCUUAACGCAUCCCCAAACUGGAAGAAAGAAGAAAAAGAAAGGCAAACAGGAACUAAAUAUAUCUGUCGGCAAGAUACCUAAAGCCAAAAAGAAGUCGGUGACGAUUGGCACAACCAAUCCUGUGGCCUUAAACGCAAUGAAAAGUGCGGUUAAUACCAGACGUGCCACAAAAUCAUCUGGAUCUUCCUCAGCAGGCCCACCUUCAGGCUCACCUCCGAUAGCCCUGGCGCCUCGGCCUCACGAGGCAUUACCACCUCGAACAGUAUCAGUAGCUUCUACAGCUCCGCCUCAACCUCACGAGGCAUUACCACCUCAAGCAGUAUCUGCCUGUGCGGCUCCACCUUACGGCUUAUCUCUCUUCAUGCCGGCACCUAAACCUAAUGAACCAUCACCACCUCAAGCAGCUCCACAACUAGUAACUGCGGCUCCACCUGUUCACCAAGUGAAGCCAGCUGAAGAGGUACCUCAACGAGAAAUUCCAGGGCCUUUACCACGCAGGCAGCCGGUUCAAGGUACAAGUUUUCAGUCUAUUUAUGAUAACAGUACUGAUCAAAUAUUCAAUCCAGCAAUAAAUAAUUCAACUGCUCAGCCAUUCGAACCAGCCAUCGAGCACAUAAACCCACAACUUCUGGUUCCUCUAACGAUUAACACUAUCCAUAUUCAUGUUCCCCCAAUGAUAAAAGCAAAAAUUUGGAAUAAUGAGUUUAUCGAAGUAAGCUCUCAGUUGUCAGAGAACAAAGAUAGUGUAAACUCGUCCUUUUUAGUUGUUCAAGAUGGCAAAAUUGUAAGCCAGAAUUGUUCUUUCAGGCCGAAUCGACCAUACCGCUCAGCACAGCAGAGUGCGCCAAGGCCUAUGGGACCUCGCUUCAACGCCUAUAAAAACUGA